Messenger RNA from Vitis riparia (riverbank grape), 2642 nucleotides. RefSeq names its product transmembrane 9 superfamily member 8-like. The coding region runs from base 149 to 2065 and encodes 638 amino acids. The record is from RefSeq and is a predicted model, not a curated record. NCBI's taxonomy places the organism in Eukaryota, Viridiplantae, Streptophyta, Magnoliopsida, Vitales, Vitaceae. The transcript is spliced from 7 exons. Gene Ontology annotation, cellular component: membrane. Gene Ontology annotation, biological process: protein localization to membrane.
UACAAGUCCACUCCACCACGCCCAAUGGCGUGAGAUAUAUAAGGGAGAGAUCCAAACGCAACACAACGCCCAACAGACAAAACUCCGAGGAGAGAAGGAGAGAGGGAGGCAUUUUCUCAGAUCUAAUCCAUUUUCUCGGCAUUUUCUCAUGGCGUCCCCGCGAUCUAUCGUCUUCGUUCGCACUGCGAUUCUUCUCCUUCUGAUCCACGCCGCCCACUGCUUCUACCUCCCCGGCGUCAGUCCUCAGGACUUUCAGAAGGGAGAUCCAUUGAAGGUGAAAGUGAACAAAUUAACCUCUACGAAGACUCAACUUCCUUACACGUACUAUUCUCUGCCUUAUUGCCGCCCAGGAAAAAUUGUGGACAAUGCAGAGAAUCUCGGGGAAGUGCUUCGUGGUGAUCGUAUUGAAAACUCCCCUUAUGUGUUUAAAAUGCGGGAACCACAGUUGUGCAAUGUUAUCUGCCACCUGAAACUCGAUGCAAAAACUGCGAAGGAUUUUAAAGAGAAGAUUGAAGAUGAGUAUCGGGUCAACAUGAUUCUGGAUAACCUUCCUCUUGUUGUUCCCAUAAGGAGGCUUGAUCAAGAAUCUCCUCCUCUUUAUCAGCUUGGAUAUCAUGUUGGGCUUAAAGCACAAUAUGCUGGAAACAAGGAAGAGAAGUAUUUUAUCCACAAUCAUUUGAUAUUUACUGUCAAGUUUCAUAAAGAUUUGCAAACUGACUCAGCAAGGAUUGUGGGAUUUGAGGUCAAACCAUUCAGCAUUAAACAUGAAUACGAAGGGGAAUGGAAUGGCAAGAAUCGUCUAUUGACCUGUGACCCCCAUACAAAACGCACUGUUAUUAAUUCCAACUCUCCUCAAGAAGUUGAAGUGAACCAGGAAAUUUUAUUCACAUAUGAUGUUGAGUUCCAGGAAAGUGAUGUGAAGUGGGCAUCUAGAUGGGAUACCUAUCUUCUCAUGAGUGAUGACCAGAUCCACUGGUUCUCAAUUGUUAAUUCUUUGAUGAUUGUUCUCUUCCUCUCGGGCAUGGUAGCAAUGAUCAUGUUGCGGACACUAUAUCGUGACAUCUCCAAGUAUAAUGAACUUGAGACCCAAGAAGAAGCCCAGGAAGAGACCGGAUGGAAAUUAGUGCACGGCGAUGUUUUCAGACCACCAAGCAACUCAGAUUUACUCUGUGUGUAUGCUGGAACAGGUGUUCAGUUUUUUGGGAUGAUACUCAUCACCAUGCUCUUUGCCGUCCUUGGGUUUCUCUCACCUUCCAACCGCGGUGGGCUAAUGACAGCCAUGCUUUUCCUCUGGGUCUUUAUGGGUCUUUUUGCUGGUUACUCCUCUGCUCGAUUGUUCAAAAUGUUCAAGGGAGCAGAAUGGAAGAAAAUUGCUCUAAGGACUGCAUUCAUGUUCCCAGCCACCGUCUUUGUCAUCUUCUUUGUCUUAAAUGCUCUCAUCUGGGGCCAGAAAUCAUCGGGGGCAGUGCCAUUUGGGACAAUGUUUGCUCUGGUUUUCUUGUGGUUCGGGAUUUCUGUUCCCCUUGUGUUUGUGGGCAGUUAUGUUGGGUUCAAGAAGCCUGCAAUUGAGGAUCCUGUGAAGACAAACAAAAUCCCAAGGCAGAUCCCAGAGCAAGCUUGGUACAUGAACCCAAUGUUCUCUAUUCUAAUUGGAGGCAUACUCCCCUUUGGAGCAGUUUUCAUUGAGCUCUUCUUCAUCCUUACCUCAAUCUGGCUGAAUCAGUUCUACUACAUCUUCGGAUUCCUCUUCAUAGUCUUCAUCAUCCUCCUCAUCACAUGUGCUGAAAUUACGAUUGUGCUUUGCUACUUCCAGUUGUGCAGUGAGGACUACUUAUGGUGGUGGAGGGCAUACUUGACAUCAGGCUCGUCAGCACUAUAUCUCUUCCUCUAUGCAACUUUCUAUUUCUUCACGAAGCUUGAAAUCACAAAGCUGGUUUCUGGGGCAUUGUACUUCGGGUACAUGCUGAUCGUUUCCUAUGCAUUUUUUGUGCUAACGGGUACAAUCGGAUUCUAUGCAUGUUUCUGGUUCACAAGGCUCAUCUACUCAUCGGUGAAGAUUGAUUGAUUAAUGCCAACCGAAUACUGUGGAGGCCUUUUCUCCUCAAGGGGGAAUUCGAACUCAUGCCAGGUAAAGAUUUGAAAUGCUUUAUUAUGCCUCUCAAAUGUGGCCUUUUGUGCUAAAUUUUUAAAAGUGGGAGGAUUCAUGAUUCUGUCGUCAUAGUAUUCUUUUAGGAGGAAGAAUACCAGCUUCUGAUAGUAGUUAUUGUGCUCCUUUUUUGUUCUGAUAUUCUUUUGGAUCUUAUAUGGUGUCUCAUAUUUGUGAUAAGAAUCCUAUUAUAGAUUAAAGGAUUCUUUUAGAGUUCCUCUGAUCUUUUACUAAUGGUGCAAGUGCAACCACCUCCCAGCUUUUUUAUUUAUUUUUAGUUAAACAAAUUUCUUGGGCAGAGUAAGAGUAUUCACCCUCUCGGGGUCUUCUGAAUACACACAGUGAAAUUGGCGGUGGUGGCUGCCAUGAGCAUGCCCGCCCACCGCCAAGUUGUAAGGGCAGCACUGCUGCGUGUGGGGACCUCAAAUAUCAAACUUAUAUUUUCUCUGUAAAUCAAGUUGUAACUUGAAGGAACACUAUAUUUUGCCUUCUUUCA